CUGCAAUAGAAAAUGAACUUCACUGAUAUAAUUGCUUCCAGAAUAGCAGUCUUUGAACUUUGCAUCAUAGAAAUAUAAGGAUUCAUUUUUAAUUUCUUCGAUCUACUUUUAUAGAUCCAAAUAUUCAUUAAUAGCUCUUAUAAUCAUGUCUGGCGGAAUGCAUGGAAUUCGUAAGCUGGCGAAUAAGCUAUUCACACCCAACGAAAUUCGUCGUUUCCAGGCGUACAAGAAUCGUCUUAGCCAGAAGUAUCUGAGCGUGGAGGGCUUGAAGACCAACUUUAAGAGACCGGAUUUGGGAAAGCUUUUCAACUAUCGAACGUUUUCGUCGAAUAAGGAAGAGUGCCACGAGGAGCCAAAGGCUAAGCCAAAGUGUGACCCCGACUGGGAUGAAGUCUAUCCGCCCGGUCCGCCGUUCGAAGAUAACGACUCGGGUUUCUGGUAUCCAGAUCCCGAGUUUUAUAAGGAAAGGGAAUACGUGGUCAUGUAUCCCACCGGCGAUGAGUGGAGGCGUCGACCAGUUUACAAGGGCAAACAGAGUCCUCCAGUAGAUCGCACUUUUCGCACCAAGUUCAUCAACUUUGGACCCGCCCAUCCGGCGGCCCAUGGUGUAUUGCGCAUGAUCCUCGAGCUGGACAAUGAAACGGUGCUGAACGCCGAUCCACACAUUGGUUUGCUGCACCGCGGCACCGAGAAACUGAUCGAAUACAAGACCUAUAUGCAGGCACUGCCCUAUUUUGACCGUUUGGAUUAUGUUUCCUGCAUGGCCAACGAGUUGGCCUAUGCCUUGGCCGUGGAGAAGUUGCUAAAUGUGGAGAUUCCUCGCAGGGCCAAGUAUAUACGCACCAUGUUCUCCGAGAUAAUGAGGCUUACCAAUCACACCAUGGCCAUUGCCUCUUCGGUUCUCGAUUGCGGUGCCAUAACACCGCUGUUUUGGCUCUUCGAGGAGCGUGAGAAGUUGUAUGAAUUUUCGGAACGUGCCUCUGGAGCUCGUCUGCAUGCCGCCUACAUUCGACCCGGGGGCGUGGCCUCUGACAUACCCUUGGGUUUCCUGCAUGACCUGUACCAGUUUAUCAAUCAGUUCAGCGAUCGUUUGGACGAGGUGGAGGAUGUGGUGACCGACAAUCGCAUCUGGCGUAUGCGUAAUAUUGGCAUUGGCGUCAUAUCUGCCCAUGAUGCCCUGAAUUAUGGAUGCACUGGACCCGUUCUGAGGGCCACUGGCGUCAAGUGGGAUCUACGUAAGCAGCAGCCCUAUGACGCCUACGACGAGAUGGAAUUUGACGUGGCUGUGGGUUCGAAUGGCGACUGCUACGAUCGUUACUUGGUGCGAAUGCAUGAGAUGCGCGAAUCGGUGAACAUCAUCAAACAGUGCAUCGACUGUAUGCCCCCGGGCGAGAUCAAGGUGGACGAUCUCAAGAUCUGCCCCCCAGCACGGCGCAAGAUGAAAGAGGGGAUGGAGGAUCUGAUCCACCACUUCAAGCACUUUUCGCAGGGCUUCUAUGUUCCGCCCGGAGCGACUUACACGGCCGUGGAGUCGCCCAAGGGGGAAUUUGGCGUGUAUCUUAUCUCCGAUGGCUCAACGCGUCCAUAUCGGUGCAAGAUUCGUCCGGCUUCCUAUGCCCACCUCGCCCUCAUGGCCAAGAUAGCACCAGCACACUUCCUAGCCGAUGUAGUUGCCAUAAUCGGAUCGCUGGAUAUCGUAUUUGGUGAAAUCGAUCGUUAGCAAGGCGUUUUCACUUUAGAUAAUUUUAAACGAAAGCUCUUGUAUUAAUAUGAAGUAGAACCGACUAUAAGCUAAAGCUAUUUGCACAGUGUGCCAUUAAAAUUGCACUCUGAAACCGUUUUUAGUUAAUAUAUCAAUUAGUAAAUGAUAAUAGUAUUCUCCCUCUACUAUGUAUAUUUUAAAGGCAUAUUUUUUACCAGUAUGCUCAUAUCAAAAAUAUAUAUUUUUUCUAAAUUGUAGAAUUCUAGUGCGCACACAUAAAAAUUGUCCACAAAAAGGAGGGUGAGUGUAAUUAAAA
Drosophila rhopaloa is the source of this 2018-nucleotide messenger RNA. It is a transcript of the gene ND-49L, whose product is annotated as NADH-quinone oxidoreductase subunit D. Gene Ontology annotation, biological process: mitochondrial electron transport, NADH to ubiquinone. Lineage: Eukaryota; Metazoa; Arthropoda; Insecta; Diptera; Drosophilidae. The transcript is spliced from 2 exons. Bases 146 to 1720 code for a protein of 524 amino acids. The record is from RefSeq and is a predicted model, not a curated record. Gene Ontology annotation, molecular function: quinone binding; NAD binding; NADH dehydrogenase (ubiquinone) activity.